CGAGAGUAGCAGUCAAAAAUCGUAGAUACGUUUUGGUUAUGGAAAGUGGAAACAGAGUAGGGAGGAAGAAGAAAACUACGCGGUUCGUCUCUGAAGCACACAGUAAAAACCUAAUUUUGUCUCUCUAGUUUCUCUCUCUAAAACCCUUGGCACAUUCCCUCACCAAACAUUGUUUGAAGGCAAAUUUUUUUUUCCAGGUACCUUUCAUCUCCGUUAUGCUGUGUUUUCAUGUUCUGUUUCUCUGCUUUGUUUGGUUGACGGGAAAAUUGCUGUUCCACAAGUUCUCUCUACAAUCGUAAUAAAGGACUCAGGCGAGGACUUUAAGUACUGCUCAUGCUUACGUUUAUUGAUUUCCUUUCCAUUUCAGAUCAGUUUUUGAUGGCCCGGAAUUCAAGAUUUGAUACCCGCAUUAGCGAGUCUGAACUGGAUGAUUACAGAUACAGGUAUUACAGAGAACUGCAGAAUGGUAGCGUGAGGGUGAAAAUUUCAGAUACGACAUUUAGAUGCCCUUAUUGCCCCAGCAAGGAUGAUCGAGAUUACCGGUGCAGGGAGCUUCUCCAACACGCUUCCCGUGUUGGCAGAGAUUCAGGAAGCGGCGAUGUUAAAGAGAAAGCGAGGCAUUUAGCUUUGAUGAAAUAUUUGGAUAAGUAUCUGGACACGAAGCAGUCACCGGCGUCCACCAAAGAUACUGAAAGUUCUACGGCAAAUGAUGCUGACGGGCAUUUUGUUUGGCCUUGGGUGGGCAUCAUAGCCAACAUUCCAGUUCAACGGAUUGAUGGGCGAUAUGUUGGGGAGAGUGGUACCAAGAUUAAAGAAUAUUUAGCCGCUCAAGGAUUCAACCCCUCGAGGGUUAAUCCGCUUUGGAACCACCGAGGUCACUCAGGGUUUGCCAUAGUGGAAUUUGACAAAGACUGGCCAGGAUUCACAAAUGCAAUCGCCUUUGAUAAGGCGUUUGAGGCGGAUCAUCGUGGGAAAAGGGAUUGGAAAACAGCAAAACGCCUUGGAGAUAAACUGUAUGGAUGGGUUGCUCGGGAAGAUGACUACCGUUCAAAAAGCAUUUUUGGUGAACAUCUGAGCAAGAGUUGGGAUCUGAAAACUGUUGAGGAAAUACAAGCAGAAGAUAAACGGAAAACAACAAAACUUGUUUCUAACCUUACCAAUGUGAUCGAGGUUAAGACUAUGCGCCUUAAGGAGAUUGAGAGCAAAUACGCGGAGACUUCCAUAUCCUUAAGCAACGUGAUGUUACAGAAAGAUGCAAUGCACCAGGCUUUUAAUGAAGAGAUAACAAAGAUUCAGCAGCAAGCACGUGAUCAUUUUGAGAAAAUUUCGUUGGAGCAUGCAAAGAGUACAAUGCAAUUAGAAGCUCAGAAGAAAGAACUUGAGAAACGUGAGAAAGAGUUGGAGAAACGUAAAGCCCAAAAUGAAAGUGAGAGAAGGAAGAUCUAUAAUGAGAAGAAAAUGAAUAUGAAGGCAACCAUAGAGCAAAAGAAAGCAGAUGAAAAUGUCUUGAGGUUGGCUGAAGAUCAAAGGAGGGAAAAGGAGAAUCUUCACAAAAGAAUUAUUGAGCUAGAAAGGAAACUUGAUGCCAAACAGGCACUGGAAUUGGAGAUAGAGCGUAUGAGGGGGGCUUUACAAGUAAUGAAACACAUGGGAGAGAAUGGGGAUAUGGACAUGAAGAUAAAAAUGGAUGAGAUUCAAGAAGAACUAAAAGAGAAAGAAGAAGAGUUGGAUGACCUAGAAGCACUAAAUCAAGCUCUUGUUGUCAAGGAGCGGAAAAGCAAUGAUGAGUUGCAGGAAGCUCGCAAGGAGCUAAUUAGUUAUUUCAAAGGACGGUCAGGCCGCGCUUUUAUUGCCGUCAAGCAAAUGGGAGAUCUGGACACUAAACCAUUUCAGAAAGCAAUGAAAAGAAAAUAUUCCGAGGAAGAAGCAAAUGAGAAAGCUCUGGAGUGGUGUUCCCUAUGGGAGCAGAACCUUACGGAUUCAAGCUGGCAUCCUUUUAAGGUCAUUACUGAUAAAGGAAACUGUAAGGAAAUAAUUGAUGAAGAGGAUGAAAGAUUGAAAGAUCUUCAGAAUGAGUAUGGUGAUGAAGUUUAUAUGGCAGUCACUGAUGCCCUUAAGGAGAUGAAUGAGUACAAUCCAAGUGGGAGGUACGUAGUCUCAGAGCUAUGGAAUUUCAAAGAAGGUCGGAAAGCAACUCUAAGAGAGGGGGUGGAAGAUAUAUUAAAGCAAUGGAGAUUGCAUAAGCGGAAGAGAACCUAAAGGUUGGUACUCGAGUUUCAGUUUUACUCUUGUGAAUUAGAGGCAGGAAUUGCUGAAAACAGGAUCUCAGGUCUUCAGAUUAAUGUUACAGUCAUGUUUUUGAAAAUUGUGAAUACCCAUCAGGAUGAAGUCAUUUUGUUCAGUUUCAAAUAGCAUCUGAAGUUUCUUUACAGUUUGUUUUGAAGUACUGAAACCGAUCUUCACUAUUUUUCUAAAACCAAAUUUAAGUGAUUUUAGUGGAACUGGAUGUCGUCAUUUUUGUUUUGAUUGUAUUCUGGAUGGUCUCUGUUCUGGAUGGCCAGCUUUUUAUCAUUCAACUUAUAUAUGAAUGCAGUGGAAUGCUUUUGAUUAGCUCGGAAGGCUACUUCCCCCAUGAAAAGCUGCACCCGAGCUACUGCUUCUUGACACUGACGACUAUGUACAGAGAAAUAUUUCUUCACAUGGGAGUAAUUGAUAGUAGAUGAAGUUGGUUAGACAUUCUAUAAGGGAAAAUGACAUUGUUUUCUUUCAUCAUGUAAUGCAAGUGAAACAAUGGUUAUGACUUA
Molecule: messenger RNA, 2804 nt
Organism: Vitis vinifera (wine grape)
Lineage: Eukaryota; Viridiplantae; Streptophyta; Magnoliopsida; Vitales; Vitaceae
Product: protein INVOLVED IN DE NOVO 2
Exons: 6
Coding region: 334-2259 (641 amino acids)
Biological process (GO): gene silencing by siRNA-directed DNA methylation
Source: RefSeq, a predicted model, not a curated record